AUGAGUAAAGAACAUCCAAAUAAUCUGCUGGAGUUUCCAUAUAGCUCUUCGCUGCACAAUACUUCAAGAAUGCUUCCGGGGUAUCGCUCUGUCCAUUCUCCAUCGCCUUCUGUUGGUUUGGUGGGUAAUCAUGGUGGAGGUGUCACCGGCUUUGGCCUUGUGGUCACUGGAAUAGAGGCAGUGGUGGUUCACAGUCACAAUGUUACAACUCUAGACCUUCCGGCAUCCGGGAUCAACCAAACACAGCAACAACAACUUCAUUCGUUUUCCGACUACGCUGAGCCAUUGUUUGAAUUUCUGGGGUCUCUGCAACCAAAAGAGAAGGGUAUCCUGGUCGGUCACAGCAUGGAAUUUUUCCUCGACUGUGACCAAGACCUUUCAAUAGAAGAGGAUGUGCAAAUGUGGAUGAUUGAGAAAAAUCUACCAAAUCAAGUGAAAGUGAUAAAUGGUUCUGAUCACAUGGUCAUGUUCUCUAGACCACUAGAGCUGUUCUCCAACCUCCUCCAGGUUGCUGAGAAAUAUGCUUAA
Messenger RNA from Rosa chinensis, 528 nucleotides. RefSeq names its product methylesterase 4. The record is from RefSeq and is a predicted model, not a curated record. Gene Ontology annotation, biological process: salicylic acid metabolic process; jasmonic acid metabolic process. NCBI's taxonomy places the organism in Eukaryota, Viridiplantae, Streptophyta, Magnoliopsida, Rosales, Rosaceae. Bases 1 to 528 code for a protein of 175 amino acids. The transcript has 3 exons. Gene Ontology annotation, molecular function: methyl salicylate esterase activity; methyl indole-3-acetate esterase activity; methyl jasmonate esterase activity.